AUGAAACGUCCUCCCGUGCCCGUCCAGCAGCAGCCACCGCCACCAUCGCAGCCGCCACCGUCCGCAUCCGCCGUACACCCGUCCGGACUAGCCGUGGACGAGGCGCUGUCGGCCAUUAUGGCCGGUCGGUCGGCGGUGGGCGCUACAUCGACGGCUGCCCCACCGGGAAGUGCGGCAGCGGCCGCCGCUGCAGCUGCUGCUGCGGCCGCCGCCGCCGCGGCUGCCGGUGUCAUGCUGGACGAUCUCGACCUGGCCACCCAGCGUAAUCUCGCCCUCGCGCGGCUAAAUGCUUCUCCACUGCCGUCGGCCGCCGGCGGUCUGAAUCCAUCCCCUUCCAACGGUAGCUCGGCGGCGGCUGUCGCAGUGGCGGCUGCUGCUGCAGCAGCUGCAGCGGCGGCCGCCAACGGUCCCGACGGUCCCGUCCUGUACGGGCAUCUGUACGGCAAGGAGAUGGGCCUGAUGCGGAAGCUGUCCUCGAUGGACGAUUUCCCGUCGGCAGCCAGCGCCAAUCCAUCGUCGGCCGCCAUGCGCACCUAUCAACAGUUGCUGCAGUCGGAUGGACAUCAUCCAUCGGCGGCUGGUGGAGCCGGCGGUUCCAACUACAACCCAGCGCAGCAACAGCAGCAACAACAACAGCAUCUCCAUGGAAAGUUUAAUGGCGGACAGUUCGGUUACCCAAAUGCGGGCGGUUUGCUGAAACCCUGCUACGACUACGGAACGCCCCAGCAACAUCAACAACAGCAGCAACCGCCCAAUCAACCGCCAGCAAACAAUGGUUCGAACAACGGUGUUGGAACUCCGAUCAAGAAAGAACUUGGCUAUACUGGGGCCGAUCUGUACACACCACCACUGACACCUUCCUCAAUCGGAAGCGGUGGAUCAAACUCUGGACAGGGAGGUCCUCCAGCCGCCACCGCAACAUCAACCGCAUCUUCCACCUCCUGUUCGGGGACGACGGCAGCAGCACUAUCCUUCAUGAACAAUCUGUAUGGUGAUGCUGGACAAGGUGAAUCCUACGCCAAUGGGCCAGCUGGUGGCGCUGGUGGUAAUAGUUGUAUGCGUACCAAUGGCGGCUUAAAGGUGGAACAGCAGGCCACAAUGCUGUCGGCGAUGGGCGGUGGUGGCCGAAGCAGCAGCUCAAUUAUGAAUAGUUUAGCGAAUAGUAGUAGUAGCAGCACCAAGCACGAACCAAAUACACCCAACGAUGGUCAUUCGAUGAGUGGCGGUGGACCCAUGCACCUUCAGCAUCACCUCGGCGCGAGCCAGGGUUCGAUGGGAGGCGGCAAUGCGGUCACGACCAGCGCGUCCCUCGUCAGUGGCGGGAGCAAUGGGGCGGGAAACAGCAACGCGACACCGACACCGAUGAACGGGGCGGGCAGCAGCGAGGACGACCCGGAUAAGCUGUCAUCGCCGCUGACCGGUACCUCGACGCUCACGUCCGACCUGCACGAUCCGGACAACGACAGCAACCCGGACGGGUACACGAUUCUGUAA
This is a messenger RNA of Anopheles stephensi (Asian malaria mosquito), 1494 nucleotides long. Its product is annotated as AT-rich interactive domain-containing protein 1B-like. The transcript has 4 exons. NCBI's taxonomy places the organism in Eukaryota, Metazoa, Arthropoda, Insecta, Diptera, Culicidae. The record is from RefSeq and is a predicted model, not a curated record. Bases 1 to 1494 code for a protein of 497 amino acids.